Molecule: messenger RNA, 2145 nt
Organism: Suillus paluster
Lineage: Eukaryota; Fungi; Basidiomycota; Agaricomycetes; Boletales; Suillaceae
Exons: 4
Coding region: 39-1742 (567 amino acids)
Biological process (GO): DNA replication initiation
Cellular component (GO): DNA replication preinitiation complex
Source: RefSeq, a predicted model, not a curated record
CGUGCACCGCGUCUCAUUGACUACUGACUACUACACCGAUGUCGAUUCAGCGUCUUGUUUUGCAUACACCAGCAUCGCUCAAAUGGACUGUAGUACAAGAAAAGAAUGUCAGUAAAGACUACCCAUUCCAAGACCACGAUCCAGAAGACCCAGUACUCUUCGUCCAGCGCACCUACCUUCACUUUCUAUGGUUGCCUCACUCAAUAAUGCCGCUUUCUCUCUUCGUUCCUUCUCUUCUCCGCAUUCGAGCAGCUCCGGACACUACAGAAGACCAGCCACAUCCUCUUCACGCCUUUAUCGAGCCCCUCCUCUUUUCCCUUCGCGCGGCCGCCAACAAAUACCACAACGAGCUCCCCCAGAUCCUUGCUGACGGCGGCGGCGCAGGUGAAGCAGAGGAAAGUAUGAUGUGGUACGCUCUGGGGUACGAAAAGACGGAUGCCAGCGCGGAGCGCAACGAACACCUCAACCGAGAAGACACGAUGAUGCUAGAAGAUAAAUGGAGAUCUGGCUGGCUCGAACGUAUGGAACACCGUGAAGUCCAGAUCCAGAUUCUGCUAUAUUUCCUUAAACUCUCUCUUCCUGGGCCGUGCACCCCGUUACCGCCUGUCGAAGUGCCACCCACCGAUAACUUUUCCUUCAUCUCACCCGUCAAACCAACUCACUCGCGGAAGAGGAAGAAAGAGAAACCCAAAUUGAUCACCCCUUCCCCCGUCGAGCGUCUCGAGUCCUUCAUGGACAAACUCUCCAUGUGGCAGCUCGUAUCCCUCAUGGAUACAUCUCGCACCGAAACUGCGCAUGGAACUCACAACAAGAACGAACGUGACUGGAUGCAAAAGUUCUGCGAAGACAUAGUGGAACCUCUGUUCAAAUCAAAGCUCCCAGAGCAAUGCGCCCUUCUCCGCUCUAAACUCUUCCCAAACUCUCCUUUCUCAGAUGACCUCCCCUCACCCGGACCCUCCACAGAGAAAUCCCUCCCCGGUUCUCGCCCCAACCGUUCAUCGUCUACUACCGCCACGAAACUGCAAAGUACAGCAACGACAAACGCCCCCACGCGCAAUCGCUCCCUCUCUGUGUCCCUCGCCCAGGAAAAAGAAAAGGAACGCGCAGCAAGCGUAGGCGCGACGCAGGACAAAACACUCCAACGUGCGCUCACUCGGCAAAUCAGUAUGUCCCGUGCAUGGAAGGGGAAAGAUCGGUCGACGACUACGGUUUCGCAGAAAGACACAAAGGCGCCUACUGUAAUUGCUAAGCGCACAGAUUCCCAGUCCCAGUCCUCCCAAUCUCGUGCAGCGCCAGCAAUCACCCUUGUAGCCGCAACGCCCGUAAAGAAGCCCCCUCCCCGCGCCAAAUCAAAUACAUCAGCUCGGAGCUCAAGUCCGCACCCCGCUGGGAGAAGUUCGAGCGUACAUACUCCAGGGAGGAGUUCAAGUCCAUAUCUCACUGGGAGAUCUUCGAGCCCUCCGACGGCUCGCAGCUCGAGCCUUACACCACUCGAUAUUGAUGAUGACGAGCUUCCUCCCAUGUCUGUGCACCACUCCCCUGAUGCCCUGGGCAAUGCGAGGGACGAAGAUGGUGAUGUGGAGGAGGACGAGGAGAUAUGGCUGCCAAAGUCUUCACCCGAUGUGCUGCUGCUUGACAAGAACGGGUGGACCGUGGGGGGCAAGAAACGCCUCCCGUCAGUCACAUCCGAGGUAUCGGCUUCAGAUACGCCUGUCAGGAAGCGCAUGAGGCUUGGGAGGUAGGAACACUAUUGUGUACUGCGAGAUGUGAGGUGCGUGGCAGAUAGCGUUGUUUGUCUAAGUGUGUCAUCACUUGUGGACCGCAGCUAUAGUAGCCUCGGGGCGUGCAGUUAGAUUAUAGUAAAGAUCAUGCAAUGCAAGUAGCAAAUAUACACUCGCUGCAGUAGAAUAGAGCAGAAGAAGUACAAGUAAAGGCUGUAGAUUGAGAAAUGGCGAACAGGAUGCGUAGAUCUGUUGUAGUGUACAUUUGUUAGUGUAUGUAUCAAAAGCGCAACCCAUGAAGAAAUUAUGAUGAAGACAAGCUAGCCUGCGGUUCCCGACACUUGUGCUAUGAUGUACCGUGUGCAAGACAACUUAAAUCGAACUGCGAGGCACGAUUGGCUAUCACCAGCGUGUUGCCUGGGGC